Molecule: messenger RNA, 1240 nt
Organism: Gossypium raimondii (Peruvian cotton)
Lineage: Eukaryota; Viridiplantae; Streptophyta; Magnoliopsida; Malvales; Malvaceae
Product: heavy metal-associated isoprenylated plant protein 3
Exons: 5
Coding region: 120-1043 (307 amino acids)
Molecular function (GO): metal ion binding
Source: RefSeq, a predicted model, not a curated record
GUACCAUCCCAUCCCACAGUCUUUAAAUACUGCAACUCUCUGCACCUUCCUUUCCUCCUAUUUUCUACUCUUCAAAAAAACCCAAUUCAUCAUAACGUAAAAGGGUUUUUCGAUUCACAAUGGGAGAGAAAAAGAAUGGAAACAAGAAAGGAGGGAAUGAAGGAGAAAAGAAGGAAAAGGGUUCUUCGAACUUCGUUUUCAAAGUCGAUUGUCUUUGUGAAGGAUGUUCCUUCAAAAUCCUCAAAUGCAUUCGUGAAUUUCAAGGGGUGGAGACGGUGAAAACAGAGAGCAACUCGAACAAAGUGACUGUACAGGGAGCUGUGGAUCCGGCCGCCAUUAAAGAGAAACUCGUGAAGAAAACGAGGAAGAAUGUUGACCUCGUUUCACCUCAGCCGAAGAAAGAUGAUAACAAAGAAGAGAAAAAGGAGAAAAAACCAGAGAAAAAUCAAGCUUCUGAUGACAAUAAUAAUAAGAAACCAGAGAAGAAACCCAAAGAGGCCCCUGUAACGACGGCAGAUUUGAAGGUGCAACUGAAAUGCCAGUGCCAGGGAUGCAUUGUUAAGAUUCGCAAAAUCGUGUCCGAUACCAAAGGUGUGCAUGAGUUCAAAGUAGACGAGGUGAAGGAGUUGGUCACAGUGAAGGGGACUAUGGAUAUUAAGGCCUUGGCUGAGGCAUUGAAGGACAAGCUGAAGAAGAGUGUUGAGAUUGUGCCACCUAAGAAAGAGAAAGAUGGCAAAAAUGAGGGUGGCGAGAAUGGUGGCGGCGGUGAUGGAGGGAAAAAGAAGAACAAAGGUGGCAAUGGCGGUGCCGAAGAUGGUGGACAUGGUGGUGGUGGUGGUGUUAAGAUGGAAGGAAGCAAGAUGGAAUUUAUGGUUCAACCCCAAUUUGGAUAUAUGCCCGCUUACCCAGGAUAUGAGCACCCGGGCUAUGGGUUCGGUUACGGGCACGGCUACUCCGGGUACGUGCCGGGUUACCCAGUAUCUGUUCAUCCUCCUCACCACAUGUUCAAUGAUGAGAACCCUAAUGCUUGUGCCAUUAUGUGAGGAGAAAUGGAUUUUUAAUGGCGUAGGGUUUUAUGUUAAGGAAUGUGUAAAUAAGAAAUAGAGAAGCAGAGAGUUUACUUGGAAGUCAACAUUUUGGGUUAAACUUGGAUGGCAUUUUAUAAAAUGUUAAUUUUAGGGUUUUGAUAUUGUAAUUUGGUGUUGCCAUUUUCAAUGCGAUUAGUGUUGUUUUGCGCCUA